AUGUCGCCUGUGCUCAUCAGGAUCCAUUGUACUGCACUGCCCUCUUCAGCGUUUGCCUACAUUUCCAAGCCCAAGACAGCCUACCAGCCUAACACCCCGUACACCCAUUACAACGCAAUUAUGACUGCUGCAGUUAACAAGGGCUUUACCGGUGGCAUAUGCGAUGGAAGUCCCUCGCAGAACACGCAAGUAUUCACCGAGCACUGGAACGCUAUGGGUUACAAGUCGCUUCGUGACAUGACUGACCCCAUCGCCACAGAAUAG
This is a messenger RNA of Phytophthora nicotianae INRA-310, 264 nucleotides long. RefSeq lists its product as hypothetical. The transcript has a single exon. The record is from RefSeq and is a predicted model, not a curated record. NCBI's taxonomy places the organism in Eukaryota, Oomycota, Peronosporomycetes, Peronosporales, Peronosporaceae. The coding region runs from base 1 to 264 and encodes 87 amino acids.